CUUUAAUCCUAGUGCUGCUUGGACAGUCGGUAUUUUCCUGUGCCCUUAGAAGAAUCAGAUGGCUGUACCGGCAACAGCGGGGCUGGUGAGUACCUCCAGCUCGGUCAAGCAGCCCUCUCGAAUGGUUCCCCCUCCCAUCACCACCAUGGGAGCACUACGGGCACCCCUUCGCCAGAAUCACCUACGCAGGUCUAUGCCCUCCAUACUAUUCACCACCAGGAUGACCAUCAGCAAGUCAGCGAAACUGCUCAGCUGACGCAGCUCACCAAUCACAUCAGCUACACUGGCGUGGGAAUGGGAUCUCCGAAUGCAGGCGCUGCUGCCACAAUCAGGUCAGUGGCGUCUCGAGCGGGAUCUGAACAAAUAUUUGUGACUUUU
This is a messenger RNA of Acanthoscelides obtectus, 378 nucleotides long. Lineage: Eukaryota; Metazoa; Arthropoda; Insecta; Coleoptera; Chrysomelidae. The record is from the annotation of a GenBank genome assembly.